GAGGCAUUCAAAUGCAAACUUUUCCUUGACCAGACUAGACCCCAAAAAACACAGGACAACCCGGGGAUAGAAAACAACGGAGAUUGUAUAGAUAAAACGUGCUGUUGUUUGAAACCGGGCAGAAGUCAACCGACUCGGGAGAUUCAAGAUGAGGAAGAUGCAACUGCUGGUUCAGACCCGAGACGGGCGGAAGAACAUCUACGAGGUGGAUCGCUUCGGAACGGUGGGCCAUCUCAAGGCCCGGAUUGGACGCGCCAUGUGCGUGCCCAUGGGCUUCAGUCGGCUGACCUACAAGGGUCGCGUCCUGUCCAAUCAGAGCGUCCUGGAGGACGUGGGCGUCAAGAGGAUGUCCACCCUGGAUCUCUGCUGGCAGCCGGUUGUCCUGACGCCCAAGCAGCUGAGCGAGAAGGAGGGGGAUCUGGACAAGCUGGAGCAGAAGCAGAACGUCGUGCAGUCGGGCAUGAUUGAGAGCUAUGGCGGGAUGGUCAAGGCAUCGAGCAGUUUUCAAGAUGUCGAGCCACCGGCUGGUGACAUCCCCAAGCCGGCGAACAGCUCCAAUUCACUGAUCCACGUGGAGGAGGAGGAGGAGGACGAUCUGGAGGACCCGGGCCUCGUAACCCCAUCAUCCGAUGGCCUCGAGUUCCUGGCCACCAACAGAAGUCCCCUGAAGUGCGAUGAUCUCGAUGAAAAGAAGAUGGCAGUGGAUCUGGUGCCUCUUAUAAGUCUGACCCCAGAUCCAUUGGUUCCACCAAAGAUUCCGGAGACCAGCGGUCCCAGCAAGUCCUCAAAUCCCAAGAAGAAGGGCAAGAAGAACCGCAAAAAGUAGACAGUUCUAUAUAUUUUGAAUUCCGUCUUUCCGCAUUGAAGUUCGAAAUUCUUUCCAAGCCACUUUUCAACCGACAUUUGGAAAUCCAAAUUUG
Messenger RNA from Drosophila takahashii, 920 nucleotides. RefSeq lists its product as uncharacterized. Gene Ontology annotation, molecular function: protein binding. Lineage: Eukaryota; Metazoa; Arthropoda; Insecta; Diptera; Drosophilidae. The record is from RefSeq and is a predicted model, not a curated record.